Lagopus leucura (white-tailed ptarmigan) is the source of this 2994-nucleotide messenger RNA. It is a transcript of the gene SPSB1, whose product is annotated as splA/ryanodine receptor domain and SOCS box containing 1. The record is from RefSeq and is a predicted model, not a curated record. Gene Ontology annotation, cellular component: SCF ubiquitin ligase complex. Gene Ontology annotation, biological process: intracellular signal transduction; proteasome-mediated ubiquitin-dependent protein catabolic process. The transcript is spliced from 3 exons. Lineage: Eukaryota; Metazoa; Chordata; Aves; Galliformes; Phasianidae. Bases 191 to 1012 code for a protein of 273 amino acids. Gene Ontology annotation, molecular function: protein binding.
CGCGAGCGGGACCCGGCGCGGCCGCUGCCAUGGGCCGGCGGGCGCCCUGGGAACGGCAAUACUGACUAGUGGACAUCUUGACAAGGUCUCCGAGCAACGUUUUCUGUAGAGCUGAAUGAAAGCAGAAGCAGCUGGGUGAAUUGAUGAGCUUGCCUUGGGAGCCUCUAAGUAGGCAAAAUUGGAACCCACAAUGGGUCAAAAGGUCACAGGUGGGAUAAAGACUGUGGAUAUGAGGGACCCGGUGUACAGACCGUUGAAGCAGGAGCUCCACAGACUUGACUACAGCAAACCCACGCGUCUGGACUUGCUACUGGACAUGCCUCCUGUAUCCUAUGAAGUCCAGUUAUUGCAUUCAUGGAACAAUGAUGAUCGCUCGCUGAAUGUAUUUGUGAAGGAGGACGAUAAACUCAUAUUUCACCGGCAUCCGGUGGCUCAGAGCACAGACGCUAUCAGAGGCAAAGUGGGAUACACACGAGGACUGCAUGUGUGGCAGAUAACGUGGGCAAUGCGGCAGCGAGGCACACAUGCUGUGGUAGGGGUGGCAACAGCAGAUGCCCCUUUGCAUUCUGUAGGGUACACCACACUUGUAGGAAAUAACCAUGAAUCGUGGGGAUGGGACCUUGGGCGUAACAGACUGUACCACGAUGGCAAGAACCAGCCGAGUAAAACCUAUCCUGCCUUCCUAGAACCAGAUGAAACUUUCAUUGUGCCGGAUUCCUUCCUGGUGGUUCUGGACAUGGAUGAUGGGACACUGAGUUUCAUUGUAGAUGGGCAAUAUAUGGGUGUUGCCUUUCGGGGACUUAAAGGGAAAAAGCUGUAUCCAGUGGUAAGCGCAGUGUGGGGACACUGUGAAAUAAGGAUGCGCUACUUGAACGGACUUGACCCUGAACCACUGCCUCUGAUGGACUUGUGUCGGCGAGCUGUGAGGCUUGCUCUGGGCAAGGAAAGACUGAAUGAGAUCCCUACCCUGCCACUGCCAGCCUCCCUCAAGAGUUACCUGCUCUACCAAUGACCUUCAUGUUGUGGGACAGAGAGUUGAAACCAAGGCAAAAUGUCUGGAGCUGACCCACUGGGCAGUGGGUUCGCCACCCUCGUAUCAUUGCUACUGUUGGAAAUCCUUGGCCAAAGUACUCCUGUUACUGCUAAAAAUCUCCAUGUGCCCUUAAUGGCAAGCUCUCGAGUAGUCUUUAUUUUGCGAUGGAGUGUUUUGUUCUUUGGAAGUCACUUCCCCAGCACAGUUUAAAAAAGGAAACUUAACAGAAGCUCUGUGCUUCCCUGCUUCUCCUGAUAAAAGGCUGUACUGCAUCCUUGGGGUCGUAGAGCCUGGGAGUGAGCCCUUCUAUAGCAGCUUAAGGGAAGAGCAUAGCUGGGGGAAGGGAAGGCACUAGGAGUGAUCUUAAGACUAGGUGCUAAGAAUGGAAAGGCAUGGGGUGGCCAGUGGAAUUGGGAAGAGUCUGGAAUACCAAGAGAAAAUCAUUGCUGAGUUCUUUAAAAACCAAAAAAAAAACAACACCCUAACACCAAAACCAAGAACCCUUCCACCAGGAUGCUUUAUUUGAAGGAAGUGGUUAUAUUGCUCAUGUCUGUCUCUGCCAGGACCUCUCACCAUGUUCUAAUGUUACUUCAUAAAAAGUGAAUCUUGCUUUCCUGUUUAUCACCAUCACCUUUUCAGUUCUCCUGCUCCAUUCUCUGUCCUGCAGCUUCUGAGUGGGUGUCAGCUGAUUGAGCAGCCAACCCAUGUCUUCACCUGCCCUCUUCCUCUUGAAUGAAAGCUGUAGGUUUUAGUUUGGGAUUCCUUGCUGAUGUGGGGACAAAGAAGGGGCAAAUGUUUUCUGCAAAGCACUUCUUGGUGAGACAGGCUGGAUGAGCUCUGACACUUGUGUCAGACAGCUGUAGGUCUUGCCAUCUUAGGUCUGCUUUCUGUUUAGCCCAUUCCAGGCUAAAGCUUUAGAGAAACAUAGUGGUUCUCUAAUGACUUCCAGGAAAUUUUCUUCCUGAAUAGAUUGCUUAGUCACCCAAACCAGGCUUUCUUCUGCUGUAGACCAUCAGCAUGAUCUCCACUUAGCUAUGCAGCAGGAAUAGUUCUGUUUCUUGCUUGGGGUUGGGGAAGUCAUCCCAGAGAAGGCGGUAGCAACGUGACUACAGUAGUGCCAUAGGAAGACCAGGAAUGCAGAAAGUGGCUGCAGAAUGUAACAUGUGAGACUUCAGUGGGGUGAUCUUCAGCAAGAAGAGAACCUCCCCAGAGCUGGGGUUUGGCAGGGGAGAUCUUCAAUAAACAGGACUAGCAAUUCAGGCAAAAUCAGCACAUCCCAAAUAGAUUCUUGCCUCAGUAGCCAGGUAAAGAGAGGAUGACACUCCUUUACUAGCAGGAGCUGCUCUCUUGACCUCUCCGCAGGUUACUAUGCUGCCUUUCUGAGGUUAUUUUGCACAUUUCUUUGUCUUGAAAAAAUGUUUGUAUGGUUGGUUUUUUUUUUUUUGCUCUUGAGUUAUUCCCUCAGUUCUGUGUAGGUACAAAUGAGUUUAGUUGUUGAAAAUGUUAAUAUAUAUAUUUGUGGUGUAUGUAUAAGAACAUGUUUUAAACAGCUGCUGUAGGGUACCUUUUUAAAAUUAAACUACUUGCAUAGUAUAUUUUUAAAGCACAGAAUUGGUGCCAAGACUGGGUGGGGUGUGAUAUGCCCCUUUCUUUUUUAAAACUAAUAUUUUAUGAUUUUUUUUAACAUAGGGUUUGUACUAGUUUCUGUUGCAGGGUGGGACACAAAUUGCACAAUAAAAUACAGUGUGUAUGGAACUCUACAUGGUUGCCUUCAGCCUGAACCAGUGUCUUCCCUAACUGCUGGGAAGCAGCUGUGUUCUCCCCACUUCUAAUACUCUUACGCUCCUUUGUCUCCAUCUCUUCUCACUUCUCCAUUACAUUUUGUACAGUUUUAAACUCUCACAUCCUAUUUUAUGGCUGUAGAUAAUACUCAAUAACCUAAUAAACUUUAUUAAAUAUUG